Molecule: messenger RNA, 900 nt
Organism: Paraglomus occultum
Lineage: Eukaryota; Fungi; Glomeromycota; Glomeromycetes; Paraglomerales; Paraglomeraceae
Source: the annotation of a GenBank genome assembly
AUGGCUCCCAAACGUCGUAAAGGCUCCUCCUCACGUGAUAAUUUUAAGAAGCAGAAAUCAACAACUUCAGAGUCAGACCACCUCUCUGAUAUUGAUUUCCUCAGCAACUCAGCAUCCCGAUUCUUGCAACGAGAUAUUGACUCAUUGAGAGUGAAGUUUCAAGGGGCCUCAGGCAAAUUUAGUGUUAUCCCUAGAAAUGCUGGGCAAUAUGUUCUUCCUCAAAUUACUCCAAACAUACUGUCUGAUGGAAACUUUGAUGUUGACAGUCUUGGGAUUACAAACUGUUCUGUCCUGACCUUCAUUAACAAACUGCACAAGGUUGUGUUGAAUGCAGCUGUGGCGAUAGGAACGGCCAAAACAACUGACUCUCUGGUGGAUGACCUGCUACGCAUUGUUGAGCUAAAUGAAUGGCCUACAUGGAUUGAAAAUCACCCACUGUUGAGAUUGUUCAUUGAAGGCCAACCUCGUGUCUCAGCAGACCCAGAGUUUGUUGUUAAUAAGAGAUCAACAACAAAUGCAUGCAGAAUAGAUGCGCAUAUGAUAAUUUUGGAGGAUAAACACAUAAGAAAUGUUAGGCCAGAAACUGGUUUUGGCGAAGUGCAGAUUGCUGCAGAAAUGCUUGCAUAUGGAUCCGAAAACAUAGGUGCUGCCCGUGCAGUAAUAGAUCAAAUUAUAUUUGGUGUCCGCGUCAUUUCGACAUAUGUUACAUUCUACAAAGCUGAAAUUCGUGGAGGAUAUUGGACAGAACUUUCCAAUGGUUUACCAACGCAGCAUUCAGUCGUGAUCAAAAGGUGGCCUCCGACUAAUAACGAUCAGAGUGGUUUGAACCUUGCAGAUCCAGCUGGUAGGAGAGCAGUGUUGGAAUCGCUUAUUGGCAUUCGUGAAUUUAUUUUGCAAUGA